AUGGAAAUCCACUGUAAGCACGACCCGUUUGCAGCAAUGCAUACAUCGUUUGUUGGGCAUGGCGGGGUGAAUCAGCUCGGAGGGGUCUUUGUGAAUGGUCGCCCCCUCCCUGAUGUUGUCCGACAGCGGAUCGUAGAGCUGGCCCACCAAGGGGUGCGACCCUGUGACAUCUCCAGGCAGCUCAGGGUGAGCCACGGCUGCGUUAGCAAGAUUCUGGGCAGGUAUUAUGAAACUGGAAGUAUUAAGCCAGGAGUUAUUGGAGGAUCCAAACCAAAGGUCGCUACACCCAAAGUAGUAGAUAAAAUCGCCGACUACAAGCGCCAAAACCCCACCAUGUUUGCCUGGGAGAUUCGAGAUAGACUGUUGGCAGAGAGAGUCUGUGACAAUGAUACAGUGCCUAGUGUCAGUUCUAUUAACAGGAUUAUUCGAACAAAGGUACAGCAGCCUCCAAACCAGCAAUCGCCAGUCACAUCCCACACUAUAGCACCAAGCACAGUGGCAGUAACUCCAGUUCCUUCUGCUGCCACGGACCCUGCGGGAUCUUCCUACUCCAUCAGUGGCAUUCUGGGGAUUACACCUUCCAGCGCUGAGAAUAACAAGAGAAAACGCGAUGAAGGUGCUCAGGAAAACCCAAUGCACAACGGACACUCCCACCCGAGCCGGGAUUUUCUGCGGAAACAGAUGCGUGGCGAGCUCUUCACACAGCAGCAGCUAGAAGUGUUAGACAGAGUCUUUGAAAGACAGCACUAUUCAGACAUCUUCACAACUACAGAACAGAUCAAAUCAGAGCAGAAUGCGGAGUAUUCCACCAUGGCGUCACUGGCUGGGGGACUGGAAGAUAUGAAGUCAAGUCUAACAAAUUCAGCUGACAUAGGGGCCAGCGUCCCAGGACCUCAGUCUUACCCCAUUAUAACAGGUCGCGAUUUGGCCAGCACGACUCUUCCUGGCUACCCUCCCCAUGUGCCCCCUGCUGCACAGGGCAGUUACCCAGCCCCAACACUGACAGGGAUGGUGCCUGGAAGUGAUUUUUCUGGGAGUCCAUAUUCCCAUCCGCAGUAUACAACUUAUAAUGACUCCUGGAGAUUUCCCAAUGCUGGAUUAUUAAGUUCCCCCUAUUAUUACAGCACUGCAACCCGUGGGUCGGCACCAGCGGCUGCCGCUACAGCCUAUGACCGUCACUAG
This is a messenger RNA of Carcharodon carcharias (great white shark), 1182 nucleotides long. It is a transcript of the gene pax5, whose product is annotated as paired box 5. Bases 1 to 1182 code for a protein of 393 amino acids. Gene Ontology annotation, molecular function: DNA-binding transcription factor activity, RNA polymerase II-specific; RNA polymerase II cis-regulatory region sequence-specific DNA binding. NCBI's taxonomy places the organism in Eukaryota, Metazoa, Chordata, Chondrichthyes, Lamniformes, Lamnidae. The record is from RefSeq and is a predicted model, not a curated record. Gene Ontology annotation, biological process: regulation of transcription by RNA polymerase II; anatomical structure development. The transcript is spliced from 11 exons.